Molecule: messenger RNA, 1703 nt
Organism: Electrophorus electricus (electric eel)
Lineage: Eukaryota; Metazoa; Chordata; Actinopteri; Gymnotiformes; Gymnotidae
Gene: slc52a3-2b
Product: solute carrier family 52 member 3-2b
Biological process (GO): riboflavin transport
Cellular component (GO): plasma membrane
Molecular function (GO): riboflavin transmembrane transporter activity
Source: RefSeq, a predicted model, not a curated record
AUGGCUGCCUAUAAGGGGGUUGAGCACAUGGCUGUAUGUCUUUGAAUAGUCAGAGGAAGCUUGAGCAUUCGUGUACGAUCUGCCAUCAGGUGAACAGCGAGACAGAGUGACAAUGAACAACAAUGUGGAAGCAGAACAAAUAUGGCUCACACACGCUGGCUGAUGUAAUAGGACAGACUCUUUUCAGAAUGCUUGAGUAAAAUCUCCAGUGACUUGGCAGUUCCUAUAUAAGAUGAUCUGCACUGUCCAUCAGAUAAUCCAAAGCCAAAAUCAUUCUUACCAUUAUGUCUCUGUUGACACAUAUGUUAGCUUGCCUCUUUGGCAUUGGUUCAUGGGUGGCCAUCAAUGGAAUGUGGGUGGAGCUUCCACUGAUUGUCCAUGAGAUCCCUGAGAGGUGGUGCCUGCCCUCCUACUUGACUAUCAUCAUCCAGUUGGCCAACAUUGGCCCACUCUUCAUCACACUAAUGCACUGCUUUAAGCCAAGAGUGCUGGAUGAGCGACCCAUCAUCUACACCAUCAUAGUGCUAGGAAUGCUGGCCACCUUCCUACUAGCCUACCUCUGGAAGCACACGCUAGUGGUGGGAGGCGCUGAACACAGCCUAGCCCUGCUCUCUCUCACUUUCCUGCUGUCAGUGGUUGACUGCACCUCUUCAGUCACCUUUCUGCCUUUUAUGAUGAGACUCCAGCCUCAAUAUCUCACCACCUACUUUACUGGGGAAGGCCUGAGUGGCCUGAUCCCGGCACUUGUAGCUCUUAUCCAGGGUGUGGGAGUGGUUCACUGCAAGAACAGUACAGGUAUGGCAAAUUUUAGCAUGGAGAACUCCACCUGGGGGUCCAGUGGUGAGUUGCAAGCACACUACCAGCCAGCCAACUUCUCCACCCAGGUCUUCUUCCUGUUCCUCAGUGUCAUGAUGACAGUGUGUCUGGGUGCUUUUCUAAUGCUCAACCACCAUCCAGCCAUGAAGCAGGAACGCAAGUGUAAGCGCUCUCUUGGUGAUGCAGAGCACGAAGUGAAAGUUGGCAUUAACCUGUCUGUAAAGAGCUCUGCUCCAGAGCAGAAACCUAUGUUGGAUCCUGUGGAUGAUGGAAUGAAGGAGCCCUGCAGCAGUUUUGGGAAAGGCACCUACAGCAGAGCAGAAGUGGUCUUCAUCUUUCUGGUCCUGGGCUGGGUCAGUGCAUUAACCAAUGCAGUCCUCCCUUCAGUGCAGUCCUACUCCUGUCUGCCAUAUGGAAAUCAGGCAUAUCACCUGGCAACAACCAUGGCUGCUGUGGCCAACCCUGUGGCUUGCUUCAUUGCCAUGUUUGUGCCAGUGAGGUCUCUGUUUUUCAUGGGGGUGCUCACAGCAACCGGUACAGGUUUUGGAGCGUUCAUCAUGGGCAUGGCAACACUGAGUCCCUGCCCUCUAUUGGUCUAUCACGAUUUAGGAGCUGCACUUACGGUCAUAAAUUGGGUGAUGUUUGUCCUCACUCUGUCCUAUGUGAAGGUGAUCAUUGGCGUGAUCCUGAGAGAUGAAGGACGCAGCGCCCUCGUGUGGUGUGGAGCUGUAGUACAACUUGGCUCCAUGAUAGGCGCCAUGAUAAUGUUUCCAUUAGUUAGUGUUUACGAACUCUUUAAAUCAGGCGAUCCCUGCAACACCAAAUGCCCUAAAUGAUAUAAAACAAUUAAGUCAUAAUAAAACAGUUGAUAAAUGUGUUACAGUUAA